AUGCAUGUAGCCAACGGAUACUACAUUGAGGGUGCGUUCUACAGAAGACGGCCGGAGUCUAAAGUCGCCAUGCAGGGGGACACAGUAACUCUCGUCUGCGCGUUCAACGGUCUGAGUAGCACGAGCGUCGUCAACUGGGAGGGACCACCUGAUGGCAGCAUCAUAGCAACGGGAAGAGAGACUUACGUUUCCUACAAGCGUCAUAAGAUAGUGGGAGACCCAACUCGCGGGGACUACAACUUGCAGAUUAGGGAUGUGCGGGUAGAGGACUCGGGUGACUACAGAUGUUCUACCCCCAGUGUGAGCGCGGAGGCACAUGCUACUCUUACUGUCGUCGUGCCAAUGGUUGGUCCCCCCGACAUCACCGGCGCAGAGCUCCCCCUAACGGCGGGAGACAAACUGCUGCUCCGCUGCCGGUCGCGAGGCGGCUAUCCUCCGCCUCGGCUCACCUGGUACAACGGUACCCACCAGUUCGGUUCACAAAAGACGCGCCGUAACGACGAGGGAGGAACCGUCACGCUAGAGCUGUUCACGGCGCGGGUCUCCAAGUGGGACGACGGCGCCAACUUCACCUGUGUUGCCGACCAGGGGUUUCCUGAUAUUGUCAAGCCACGAUCUGCUUCAAGGACGCUGCGGAUCCAUUAUCCGCCGAUGGUGUCUGUCCCGUCCCCGUCCAUCCACGCCAGAGAGGGCCAGUCGGUAAACCUGACGUGCUACGUCGACGCCAACCCUAAAGCAACUGUGACGUGGAUGAAACUGGGAGAUAACCUGCCCAGGCAGAGUAUACAGAGAGAGCGGAGUCUCCAGCUGCUGAAGGUGUCUAAGUACGACAGCGGCGCGUACCAGUGCAAGGCUGAUAACAGGAUCUUACCGAUUGGCAUCGGUUCAAUUCGCCUGGAAGUUUUCUACCCACCACAGAUUGACUCGACGUUGGACAACAAAGUGACGGUUAUCUACGGAGAUGAUGAUUUCUCCCUGAGCUGUUUCGCGGACGGAAACCCCAAACCUCACAUCCGCUGGCGGCGGAAGGAUACAAGUUUGUACUGGGAAAACCCGCUUCGGUUCCACCGGGUGCGUUACGACGUGGAGGGGAUGUAUCAAUGUGUCGCCCAUAGUGACGGUUUCCCUGAUGUGACUAAAGAUGUUGCGAUUGACGUCGCCGGAAAGCCGCACAUCGAGGCUCGGACGUCACAGGUGUACGUCAACCAGGGCGACAUCGCCAAGUUUUACUGUGACGUCAUGAGCGACCCCCUCCCCAAGACCAUCGACUGGCUGUGGAGAAACAACAACGGCGUGGAGAGUGUCCUGCUGGAGACCAACAACGGCAUCACCAUGACGGAGAAGAAGCUGGGAGAAUCCAAGACGGCCACCUUGUCCAUAGAUCACGUCACUGGCGACGAUGCAGGAAUCUACAUCUGCAAAGCGGCGAACAUGUUUGGUUCUGAUCAGCGGGAGGUCCGACUGAUUGUUAAAGAGUCGACGUCGUCAGUAAUCGCCAUUAUCUCCAUCUCCGCUGUGGUGGUGAUUCUUGCGGCAGUGACCGUCAUCGGAGUCUUCGUCGCCAAAAGAAAGGGACUGCUUUGUGCAGAUGAGAAGCCUACCACCCCAGCUCUGACCCCUUCACGACCGGUACCACCCCUGCCGAAGUACGGGCGUAAACCCGGCCAUGGCACGAACGACUCCGGUGUGGAGGAUCUGGAACUGCAGGAGAUGGACGGCACGCUCAAACCACGGCCUCCGCCAAGAGUGGACAAGGACUGGACCUCCAUAGGACUCUCAUAUCCACGCCUGGCUCACUCCAACACCCUCCCGCCUUACUCCACCGUGGAGCGGCAGCGGCCGGACGGUCAAGACCCCCGUCUGUCAGCCAGCAUACAGGAGGAAGGCAGCGUGUCUGUGGCGGUUGAGGUGGAGGCCCCGCCGCAUCCACCCAGGGACAAGAAGGGCCCGUGGAAGAGACAGGGAGGGGCUAGCGGAGCCGCGCGCAGUCACCACCGGGCGGGGAACAACCACCAGGCCGAGAACAUGCUGAAUGAGAUCCAGGCAGACAGCUUGUGAUUUUGCGGAGUUGAUCUGUAAGGCCACAGGAAGUAAUUUAUAUGGAUGACAUUUUCGUCUGAGU
This is a messenger RNA of Branchiostoma belcheri (Belcher's lancelet), 2122 nucleotides long. Its product is annotated as hemicentin-1-like. Gene Ontology annotation, biological process: cell-cell adhesion. Gene Ontology annotation, molecular function: cell adhesion molecule binding. Gene Ontology annotation, cellular component: cell-cell junction. The transcript is spliced from 11 exons. The coding region runs from base 1 to 2058 and encodes 685 amino acids. The record is from RefSeq and is a predicted model, not a curated record. NCBI's taxonomy places the organism in Eukaryota, Metazoa, Chordata, Leptocardii, Amphioxiformes, Branchiostomatidae.